Molecule: messenger RNA, 2232 nt
Organism: Loxodonta africana (African savanna elephant)
Lineage: Eukaryota; Metazoa; Chordata; Mammalia; Proboscidea; Elephantidae
Gene: CCDC33
Product: coiled-coil domain containing 33
Exons: 21
Coding region: 1-2232 (743 amino acids)
Cellular component (GO): peroxisome
Source: RefSeq, a predicted model, not a curated record
AUGGGACGGAAAAAGAAAAAGGACUCCGAGGACCCACAGGAGCCCCUGGACACCUCUCAGAACAUGGAGUCUGCCAUCAGCCACCUGUCCCCCUCUAAUAAGGAGACCAUGGUGGUCACUCUCCAUGGAGCUAUCAACCUACCCACCUGCAAGGAUGGCUCAGAGCCAUGGCCCUAUGUGAUAGUGAAAACCACAUCCGAGGACUCACAGAGCCAGAACUCCAAGGCAGUUACGUCUGUGACCUCGGAGCCCACCAGAGCCCCCAUCUGGGGGGACACGGUGAAAGUAGAGAUCGAAGCUGAGGACGCUGGGCGAGAAGAUGUGGUGCUCAAGGUGGUGGACAACAAAAAGAAAGAGGAGCUGCUGUCCUACCAAAUCCCCAUCAAGUACCUGCGUGUCUUCCACCCCUACCACUUUGAACUGGUGAAGCCCACCCCAUCUGGGAAAUCUGAUGAAGCCAUUUCCAAGACCCAACUGUUCGCAACAGUCGUUCGGAAGGGCAGCUUCAUCCCCCGCUACAUUGGCUGCAAGCACACAGCUCUGGAGGUCUUUCUCCGGGGAGUCAAUGAGCCCCUGGCCAACAACACUAGCCCCAUGGUGGUGAUUGCCCGAGUGGUUCCCAACUACAAGGAGUUUAAGUUCAGCCAGGUAAACCAGGACCCGGCAUCUCUGGGGCUGCCCAUCACCCACCUGUCCUUCCCUAUCUCAUCGGUGAUGAACUUCGACGUUCCUCGGGUCAACCAGAAUGGAUGUCCUCAGCUGACCAAGCCUGGGGGACCCCCAGAGCAGCCCCUGUGGAACCAGCCCUUCCUUUUCCAAGGCUGUGGCGGAGCCACCAGCUUCUCAGAAGACACAGCCCUGGUCCUGGAGUACUACUCUUCAUCAUCAAUGAAAGGCAGCGAGCCAUGGACCUUCAGCCAGCCCCUGGGUGUCUCCGUGUUGCCGCUCAAGAGUCGUUUGUACCGAAAAAUGCUGUCUGGGAAGGGCUCAAGUGGGCUGCGUGUGGAGCGGCUCCCCAUCACCGACACCAAUCUGAAAACCAUAGAUGGCGAGGCGCCCACAGUGGAUCUCUCCUUCCAGCUGCUUUCCUCUGAGAGACCAGAAAACUUCCUGACACCGAACAACAGCAAGACUCUGCCCAUCCUUGAUCCCAAGAUCCUGGCCGAGAAUCUGGGUACUAUCUGUGAGUCCUGGUCAAAGUCCCUGGGGAGCUCCACAGAAGCAGAUGAGCUCAAACCUGAAGAAUCUGAGAUGAGCAACUACCGGCGGGCCAUGCAGAAGAUGGCCGAGGACAUCCUCUCGCUGCGGAAGCAGGCCAGCAUCCUGGAGGUCGAGAACCGCAUACUGAGGAGUCACCUGUACCAGCAGGAGGCAGAAGAGGAGCAGGACAAAGCCAAAGAGGUCCAGGACCUGGUGUCCAUGAAGCAGAAACUGCUGCUGAGUGAGGUGGAUAUGAAGAAACUGAGGGACAAGGUGCAGCAUUUGCAGAAUGAGCUGAUUCGAAAGAAUGAUCGAGAGAAGGAGCUGCUCCUUCUGCAUCAGGCUCAGCAGCCACAGGCUGUGCUGCUGAAGAGGUACCGGGACAGGCUGCAGAAGAUGAAGGCCCUGGAGGAGACCGUGCGCCACCAAGAGAAGGUGAUUGAGAAGAUGGAGCGGGUCCUGGAGGACAAGCUGAGGGACAAGAAUGAGCCUGUCCUAAACAGGCCGCAGGAAAAGCCCACUGUGGCCUUUCCCCUACUCUCAGCCUCUGGCCUUCCACCAGGGCCUGGGAGAGAGAACUUUCCCGGUGACCUAUACUCAGUGCUGCUGGCGGAAAACUCAAGGCUACGGGCAGAGCUGGAUAAAACCCGCCACCAGUCGGUCCCCAUCAUUCUGCAGCAGCAGGCCCUUCCGGUGGACCCCUGGGAGUUGGGAGCAGGAGGAGACUUGGCAGAGAGGCUUCAAGAGACAGAUGGCCCAAGCCACUCCAAGUACACAGACUCCCUGCCCAGACAGGAUCUCCUUGCAAAUACUUCAGACAAGUUUAACCUCAUGGCCAAGCUGGAACAAGCUCAGAGCCGGAUCCUGUCCCUGGAAAGCCAGUUAGAGGACUCAGCUAGACGCUGGGGACAAGAGAAGCAGAACUUGGCCACACGGCUACAGGAGCAAGAGUAUGGCUUCAGGCACUCAUCAAAACCUAUCCUCAUAGACCUACCCGUGAGUGACGCCUCCAGAGGAACUCCUGGGGAGUAG